AUGGUCAUGCAGUGGGCACGACAACAAGGAUUCACAUGGAAUGAACAGACGUGUGCUGCAGCUGCUAAGAAUGGACAUUUGGAAAUGCUCCAAUUUUUGAGAGAGAAUGGCUGCCCAUGGAAUGAAGAGACAUGUGCUGCAGCUGCUUGUGGUGGACAUUUGGAAAUUAUAAAGUGGGCUCGUGAAAAUGGUUGUCGAUGGGAUGAAAGUACAUGCCUUCUUGCUGCUCAAAAUGGCCAUUUGGAAUUGCUCCAAUGGUUGCAUGACAAAGGUUGCCCAUUGGAAAGAGAUAUAUGCCGGUAUGCUGCAGAAAAUGGACAUUUGGAAGUUCUAAAGUGGGCUCGUACACUUGGUUGUCACUGGGAUGAGUACACAUACUUAUGUGCUGCCAAAAAUAACCAUGUGGAAAUUCUAAAGUGGGCUCAUGAAAAUGGUUGUCCAUGGAAUGAAUUGGCAUGUCAACGUGCUGCUGAAAAUGGACAUAUGGAAGCCCUCCAAUGGUUGCAUGAGAACGGUUGUCCAUGGAGUGAAAACACAUGUGCAUAUGCUGCUCUAUGUGGACAGCUGGAAACUCUCCAAUGGUUGCAUGAAAACGGUUGUCCAUGGAAUGGGACGACAUGUGCUGGAGCAGCUCGAUGUGGACAUUUGGAAAUUCUAAAGUGGGCUCAUGAAAAUGGUUGUCCAUGGGACGCAGAUACAAUAAUGGCCGGUGCUGCUAAAGGUGGACAUUUUGAAAUGUUGAAGUGGGCUCAUGAAAAUGGUUGUCCAUUGGAUGCAGAUACAAUAAUGGCCGGUGCUGCUAAAGGUGGACAUUUUGAAAUGUUGAAGUGGGCUCAUGAAAACGGUUGUCCAUUGGAUGCAAAUACAAUAAUGGCCGGUGCUGCUGAAAAUGGCCAUUUGGAAAUGUUGAAGUGGGCUCUUGAAAAUGGAUGUCCAUGGGAUGCAGAAAUAUGUGCCAGUGCUGCUAGAAAGGGCCAUUUGGAAAUGUUAAAGUGGGCUCGUGAAAAUGGUUGUCCAUGGAAUGAACGCACAUAUCGAGUUGCCUGCAUGUAUAACCAAAGCGAAGUGAUCCAGUGGUUGCGCAACAACGGCUGCCCUGGGUCUCGUGAUGAAGAUGGGUCUCGUGAUGAACAUGAAGAUGACGAAGUGAUCCAGUCGUUUUUUCGCAGUUUACGCGACAAUUGA
This is a messenger RNA of Seminavis robusta, 1185 nucleotides long. The record is from the annotation of a GenBank genome assembly. NCBI's taxonomy places the organism in Eukaryota, Bacillariophyta, Bacillariophyceae, Naviculales, Naviculaceae.